GUCGUCUACUAGCUCAGCUAGCCCGAGACUUUUCGCUUAUCUCUCUCUCGUAGCGCUAGGCAUAAUUGAAAUCUACUGUACUACGUAUGUUCGGUAGGUAGCCAAUUGCGUCGAGGUGGGCGUACGUGCGUUCAAAAAGACUACCCUUUCCCGUGCGUCUCUCUCACCCAGCCUCAGCGCAGUGCUCUCCAUGAUUAGCUCCUCUUGGAGGGCAGGAACGAACGUCAUCGCGAACUCAAUCGCCGCAGCCGCGGCUAUAUAGCCCCGGGGGUACUGCUGCACUCGCUGCUCGGAGUCGGCGAGGGAGCACGUCUACGUCGUGAUGGGGUGGAGAUCUGCGGCCGGCCGCUUGCUGGCGAUCCUACUCGCUCUGCACCUCCUCGUCGCCUCCUCCCACGCCGCCCGCUUCACGAGGAGCUACAGGAUGAUGGCAGUGGAGGCUCCGACGUUCCGUGGGGCUAGAGGUGAUUCAGGAGAGGGCAAUAGGAGGGAGAGCGACGCGAUCGUGGAGGAAAUGUUCGGGAGGAUGGCUCUGCAGACGACCGACUACCCGGGUUCAGGCCCAAACGAUCGUCACACUCCCAAGGCGCCCGGGACAUGAUCGUGCCAUGUCAAAGUUCAGACCCUCAGCUCGCCCAGACGCACGUCAUAUAUAUAGUAUAUGAUGUACAGAAGAUUUAUUAGCUCAUCGACAAAUUAGAACUUAGAACCCAUCAAAAUGGGGGAUUAUUCAAGUGUAAAUUCGUAUACGUGUGGAGGUUACUGUAAGAUUGUGUGCUGUGCCAUUUCUAUUAAGAGAAGUCCAAUGCUUUUAUCCA
Triticum urartu is the source of this 818-nucleotide messenger RNA. RefSeq lists its product as uncharacterized. NCBI's taxonomy places the organism in Eukaryota, Viridiplantae, Streptophyta, Magnoliopsida, Poales, Poaceae. The record is from RefSeq and is a predicted model, not a curated record.